AUGGAAUACAACUUACCUGGUGUGUUACACUUUUUACAAGCCGAGUGGAGAAAGUUUGAGCGUGAGAGAAAUGAAUGGAUAAUUGAAAAAGCAGAACUAAAGGCUCGUAUUGCCUUGUUAGAAGGAGAAAGAAGAGGUGUAGAGAAUAUCAAAAUGACAUUGAUGAAAAGAGUUAAAAUGCUGGAAUAUGCUUUAAGACAAGAAAGAAAAAGACAUAUGAGUGGGACAAAAACACCAGAAGAACAAGAGAUGCCUGUAGUUAUGACAAACCAUGUUGAUUUAGGCAAUUGUCUACAAGAAAUCAAUUAUCUUACUUCAUUACCAAGCAAACUUCCAUUGACCAAUGCAUUAGCCUCAGCAGUAACAACCAUGCCUCGUACGCCCAAUGAACGAGCCAAGAAAUCAUCCCCUCAACUUCAUACGCAACGUAAUAUCAAACCAGUCAAGAAACCCACAAAGAUGAAUGAAGAAGAAACCAUAGAUUUAGAAGUACCGGCAAAUGUGGAUGAAGUAGCCAUGAUUCAACAUAUCAAAGAAGAUAAUGAACAUGCACCUCCUACACAGCGACAAGACACAAAAGCCUUGUCUAUGCAGAUUCAAGAAGAGUUUCAUUUAUCAGAAGAUAAAGUACUCAAGAUGUUUAAGCAGACAAAGAAGGAUGAAUUGGAUCCUACCAUGCUGAAUGAAACAACAUCUCAACCCAAGAUUUGGAGACCACGCAUCACGAUUAAAGGACAUUUAGAUUCAGUAAGAAGUGUGUGUUUCCAUCCCAAUGAAAUGAUGGCUGCUUCAGGUUCAGAUGAUUGUACAGUCAAGAUUUGGAAUCUAAAGCGAGCUAUUGGUAAAGAUGACCACACAGCAAAAAAAGGUCUAGAAGAAGCAGAUCCAAGUAUCACUUUUAGAGGACAUACGAAUGUAGUGACAGCAGUCUCUAUCUCUGCCUCACAAAACCGUGUUUAUUCUGCUUCAUUAGAUUCGACCAUUCGUGUAUGGCAAUUACCCUCUGCUACUAGUGGACCCUUUUCACCUGUGGAUCCAUCUUUGAAUAUAGCAACUUAUGUGGGUCAUACAGAUGCUAUUUGGGACUUUAAACUACAACAGGAUAUAUUAGCUUCUGCAUCAGCAGAUGGUACAGUCAAACUAUGGGAUACACAGUCUAAAGGCAACUUGCUUCGAUCUUCAUUUACAUUUGAUGGUGUAUCUUCUGAAGUGAAGCACGAUAAAGUGGCACCUACUUCAUUAGACUUUAUUCCUACAGAUCCAAGCAAGAUGGCUGUGUCUUUUGCGAACGCUAAAAUACGUUUGUAUGACAUCCAAACAGGCCAAACUAUCAUGACAUUAAAGGGCAGUGAUGAUUCUUAUGACAACACAAGUGCUACUCAAAUCAACUAUAUCAUUUCACACCCUACGAUACCAAUGUUAAUAUCAGGCCACGAAGAUAGACAUAUUAAAUUUUAUGACUUGGUAUCAGGUGAAUGUAUUCAGUCUGUCUCUGGUCAUUUGGAUGCUGUGACAAGCUUAGAUAUUGAUGCGACAGGCAAUACGAUUGUCUCUGGUGGACAUGAUUCUUCUAUUCGUUUAUGGGACGUUGCUUCUAAAUCAUGUAUACAAGAAUUCUCUGCUCAUCGUAAAAAGGGAGAUGAAGGCGUACUUUCAGUUAAAUUUCAUCCUUCUUGUCCUUGGAUGAUUAGUGGUGGUGCAGAUGGUAUUGUCAAAAUACAGUGUUAUUCAGAAUAA
Molecule: messenger RNA, 1737 nt
Organism: Gilbertella persicaria
Lineage: Eukaryota; Fungi; Mucoromycota; Mucoromycetes; Mucorales; Choanephoraceae
Product: WD40-repeat-containing domain protein
Exons: 10
Coding region: 1-1737 (578 amino acids)
Molecular function (GO): protein binding
Source: RefSeq, a predicted model, not a curated record